Amorphotheca resinae ATCC 22711 is the source of this 575-nucleotide messenger RNA. RefSeq lists its product as hypothetical. The coding region runs from base 1 to 516 and encodes 171 amino acids. The transcript has a single exon. NCBI's taxonomy places the organism in Eukaryota, Fungi, Ascomycota, Leotiomycetes, Helotiales, Amorphothecaceae. The record is from RefSeq and is a predicted model, not a curated record.
AUGUCUUCCAAAUCCCCAGAAGAAGAAGAGGCAUCCCCACAAACCGCUCGUCCCCCGCAACAACAACAAACCACACCCCAACGCCCCAUCUCCGGGUUCACAAGCGCCGAGGAGCUAGAACUAUGGUACAUCUCUCUCUUCGCACGAGCCGAAGGGGAACUGACAGCUUUGCUCCAAGCAAAGCUAAGUCUCAGUGGCGACCUCUCACUCAAUUGCAAUUGUGCGGUCCUGAUUAGUAAAGUGGAAGAAAGACUCCGAGAGCUAGAGUACUGGUUUGCGGAAGAUACGAUGAGAUGUCGGGAGCGGUUGACGAGGGAGAUUGAGGGGUUUGAGGGGCGGGUCAGGAAGCAGCUUGGGGAUGGAAGGCAGGAGAUGGGGAAUUGGUGGAGGUUGUGGGAGUAUAGACGGGAGUUGGGGAUUUUGGGGAGAUGUGGGGAGAUGUUGGGUGAGAGAGUACAGGGAGGGAAUGGAAAGGAAAGGAACAUUGUACUCAGAAUGGGCGGUGGUAGGGGGUGAUGUAGACAGUAUUGGUAGAAAUGGCUGGUUAUGAAAAGCUAAAAGGAAACAAAAGUUAG